Caenorhabditis briggsae is the source of this 1995-nucleotide messenger RNA. The transcript is spliced from 6 exons. The coding region runs from base 1 to 1995 and encodes 664 amino acids. Lineage: Eukaryota; Metazoa; Nematoda; Chromadorea; Rhabditida; Rhabditidae. The record is from RefSeq and is a predicted model, not a curated record.
AUGCGUCUAAUCGAAAUCUGUGCUCUCCCCGAUGAUAAUGAUCUCUCGUUAUGGGAAGCCAGCGUCGAUACAGUAACCCAUCAAAUAUCUCUGAAAUUGGCACGAAAAGAAGGCGGACUCAUGGACAUCUUCAACCCCGUCGUCGCGUCGUUGCCUCGGAAAUCUGACGUCUUCAGGUUUUCAGCGAUUGAAUCGAAGGAUUCGUUGAAGAUUGCUCAUCAGAAUCUAUUGACGAACUUGUUGAAAAUAAUGCCGAUUUUGAUGGAAAACGGAUGGAAAAAGAGUCCGGAUUAUCAGAAAUUCGCUUUGAUUGAUUCAUUUUCGUUGAUUGGAGAGGCUGAAGAAGCGAAGGAAAUCUUCAAAAAGGCGUUGGACACAAGAACCAUUACUGAAGAUGAUAUUGAUUAUUAUUUUGUGGCUUUUGAUAAGAAAUUCAAACGUCUUCUCAACUAUGGAAAACCGCAAUUCGAACUGUCGGAUUCUGAUUCUCCAGGUCGUCCAAAAUACGUGAAUCUAUGUAUUGAAGUGCUUGUGGCAAUCGGAGCAGCGGUGAAAAAUGCUCGAAAAAUCACCGAAUUUCUGGAAAAGAACAGUCAACUGAAAGUCUCCAAAAUCUGGAUGACUCGAAUUCCGGAGAUUUUCGAAAAAGUCACCAAUUCGUAUGACUAUCCAACAAUGUUCGAUCUGGCAAUGGCACUGGAUGGAUUCCCAUUGAGAAAAGUAUUCAUGGCCCGGCGAUUUGCGCUUCAAUCAAUGAUUGAAGUGUUUGUGGAAAUGGCACCGACUACAAAGUACAAAGUUAGAGAAAGAGUCAGACAGGAAUUGGAAAAAGCAUCGAGAUUCGUCGGUUACGCUGCCGAACUGGGUCACACUGAAGUGCUCACCGAAUUCUCUCCAAAACUCAUCUCAACGUCAAUCGAAGAUUCCAGAAGACGUCUGGAAGUGGAAACAAUCGAACGUCUCCGAAAGUGUGGAUAUUUGGAAAAUUUGGGAAAUCCAUUAGACGAUCUUGUCAAAGCUCAAAUCGCAUCGAUUCGAGAGAUCUUGCCGCAUUUUUCGUCGGAAAUCGUUCAUCUCGCCCUCCGUCACUUCUCCUACGACUCGGAAGCCACUCUUGGAAGGCUUCUAUCCCGUGAGGAUCUUCCAAUUGAACUGAUCCGUUUGGAAAAUGUGGAACUAAAAUCUGGAGUCGGAUCUGGAGAAUGGCCACCAUUGGAUUUUACGGCAUCUGAUGAAAUUGAGAAAUCAGUGAGAUUAGAGAAGAAGAAGAGAGAUGAGGAGAUGAGAAAAACGCAGGAAAAGAAGCAGUCGAUGAGCCUCUUCUCACUGGCUCCAAUUCUCUCCGAUCGUCCUCCAUCGCCACCAAUCGAUCAACAAGCCGAACUUCGUGCUCGUGCUCUUGCCUACCGUACCUCGGUUCUCACGAAACUGGAAAAGCUCAAAAAUUCCUCGAGAAACGCUGAAAAUUCCAGUGAAAAAAUCGCGGUUGAUGCUGAAAAUUUGGUGCCAUUGGCCACUUCGAAAAAGUAUUCAGCACUGAAUUCGUUGAAAAUUUCUGAAGCGGAUCGAGUUGCAAUUCGACCGACAUAUGAUAAAUACCGAUAUGAAACGAUGGGGUCAGAUGAAGAAAGGGGCGGAGUCUAUGAUGAUGAAUAUGAUGAUGAGUAUGAUCGAAGAGAAUUCAAUGUGGAAAGAUUGAACCAAGAACUGGAAACGUCAUCAGAAGAGGAAGACAGCGCCGGACCCCAAUCCUUUUCCCUUCCAGGAGGUCCUCCACCCGGACUCUCAAAUCCACGUGGCGGAUCUUCUGGAGGCUAUCGGGGGAGCCGUGGUGGUCAGAAUCGUGGAUCUGGUGGACGUGGAGGUGUGUCACGGGGCGGUGGUAGUUCUGAUGGCUAUACGGGUGGUCGGGAUCGUCAGAUGAAAGAACGACAUAAGGCGGAUCAGAAGCAACGUGGAGCGGAUCGAAAGAAAAGGGGCGGAGCUUAUUUAUAA